Molecule: messenger RNA, 768 nt
Organism: Arabis nemorensis
Lineage: Eukaryota; Viridiplantae; Streptophyta; Magnoliopsida; Brassicales; Brassicaceae
Source: the annotation of a GenBank genome assembly
AUGGGUUCGUCAUCUUCGUCGUUUAAUAAGUCUCCGUUUAGAGCAGACAAUAUGGUAAACCCUGAAUCUCCCACAAAAGAUAACUCUGUUCCGAUCACUGUGAAGUCUGACCAAAACGACGGCGUUUCGAUCAAACCUAAUAUGUUGCAAUCGUCUCCUUCUCCCAAGAAAAGCUUCGAGUCGCCGAGAAAGAGUACAUCGAUUCCGGCGGUUUCUCCGGCGAAUAAUAAUCACACGCCAGUCAAAUCUCGGUGGUCGNNNUCUUCUUCUAAGAAAAGCUUUGGAAGUAAAGAUGAAACCUUUUUCGAUACGCAGCAAUGGCUGCAAUCUGAUUCCGACGAUGAUUUCCACAGCGUAAAUGGCGAUUUCACUCCGUCGCGUGGGAACACUCCUAUGGGCAGCUUCUCAGAUAGGCCUCCUCGUUAUCAAAACCUUAUAUUCCAAGAGAAGAAGCCUCCUCGAGGCUCGUCUUCUCCAGCGCCACAACCGAGGAGGAAGAAGCUUGGUGAGCUAUUCAGAGACAGUAUAAGAGAGGAGAGAGAGGAAAGCUCUGAAGGGUCAUCAGCUUUAAGCACUCCUUAUCUCUCAGGUUCUAACUCUGGCGAAUUCAACAACGCUGCCAAUGGAGACUCGAGUGCGAAGGAAGAGAAGAAGAAGUCUAAUUGGCAGCAUCAUCGAUGUCUUCCUGGAUUCUCUUCAUGUAGUGGAAGCUUCAUGGAGAGGAGGAAGAAGAUGAGCUCUGAAACCGCGUUUGUCGCUGUGGAAUGA